Messenger RNA from Lolium rigidum, 1568 nucleotides. Its product is annotated as mitogen-activated protein kinase kinase kinase 17-like. Gene Ontology annotation, molecular function: ATP binding; protein kinase activity. NCBI's taxonomy places the organism in Eukaryota, Viridiplantae, Streptophyta, Magnoliopsida, Poales, Poaceae. The transcript has a single exon. Gene Ontology annotation, biological process: protein phosphorylation. Bases 99 to 1568 code for a protein of 489 amino acids. The record is from RefSeq and is a predicted model, not a curated record.
AUAUACGCUCACCCGCCACAGAAAAGCAACUCAUCUGCAGAGAACCAACAGAAACUACAAUUCGCGAUCGAGGAGCUAAGGGAGACGCGAGAAACAAGAUGGCGAUGGCCGUGAGCAAGCAAUGGACGCGGGUGCGCACGCUCGGCCACGGAGCGUCGGGCGCGGAGGUCUUCCUGGCGGCGGACGACGUUUCGGGCGAGCUCUUCGCGGUCAAGUCCGUGUGCACGUCCGGCGCCGCGGCUCUGAUGAGGGAGCAGGCGAUGAUGGCCGGCCUGCGCUCCCCGCGCGUCGUCUCCUGCAUCGGCGGCCGCGCCGGACGCGACGGGUCGUACCAAGUCUUCCUUGAAUUUGCCCCCGGCGGCUCGCUCGCCGACGAGGUGGCCAAGAGCGGUGGCCUUAAUGAGCCCACCGUCCGGGCCUAUGCCGCGGACGUUGCCAGAGGCCUGGCCUACCUCCAUGGCGAGGCCAUGGUGCACGGGGACGUCAAGGCGAUGAACGUCGUGAUCGGCGCCGACGGUCGCGCCAAGCUCGCUGAUUUCGGCUGCUCGAGGAAGUCCUCCCCUGGGGGAAAGAUGAUCGGUGGCACGCCAGCGUUCAUGGCACCGGAGGUGGCGCGCGGGGAGGAGCAAGGCUCACCAGCCGACGUCUGGGCGCUCGGCUGCACGGUCCUCGAGAUGGCUACCGGACGCGCCCCCUGGAGCGGCAUGGACGGAGCCGCGCUCGCCGCGAUGCACCGGAUCGCGUACACCGAUGCUGUGCCCGAGGUGCCCCAGUGGCUGUCUGCCGAAGCCAAGGAUUUUCUGGCCGGCUGCUUCAUCAGGCGCGCGAGUGACCGGUGCACGGCGGCGCAGCUGCUGGAGCACCCGUUCUUGGCCUCCGCUGUCGCCGACGCGAAGCUAAAAACCGUGGAGGGCAAAUGGGUGUCGCCGAAGAGCACCCUGGACGCGGCAUUGUGGGAGACGGACUCCGACAGCGAGGAGGCCGACGACGACGAGCUGUCGCACAGCACGGCGGAGAGGAUCAAGGCGUUGGCUUGCCCUGCCUGGGCGCUCCCGGACUGGGAUUCGAACGAGGGCUGGAUCGACGUGCUCUCCGCAGCACCAACCGAAACACAAGAUGCAGUUGCCGUGCCGGCCGAGGAAGCGACUGAUCUGGCCGAUGCAAUCACGAGCGUACGCCCAACUGUCGAGCCCGAAGCAUCCGACUCCGACACAGUAGCCGUGCCAGCCAUGGAGAAGACUGACCUGCACAGCACAAUCACUCGCGAAGAAGCAAGCGGUGGCGCAGAGACCGUCGUUCCCUGUAUCUAUGCUCAUAGGCAUCAGUCUUUGGAAGAUUUAGAUUGCCAAGAAUUACUACUCCUUUGUUUCUCUGUCCAUAUUGCUUCUGUGCACAAAACACGAGCUCUGUACUGCACCUUUGUUUCUCUGUUCAUAUUGCUUCUGCUACCCUGCAUUGCGACACGUUCGAUAAGUAAGUUCAGUGGAAAAAACGACAGGUUCGUUCAGGUAAUAACCACGAUAACGCCACGUCGUGUGGUCGUGACUAUGAUGGAGAGUAAAUCCUGA